This is a messenger RNA of Danio aesculapii, 2102 nucleotides long. RefSeq names its product glycerophosphodiester phosphodiesterase domain containing 4b (gene gdpd4b). The record is from RefSeq and is a predicted model, not a curated record. The transcript has 16 exons. Gene Ontology annotation, molecular function: glycerophosphodiester phosphodiesterase activity. NCBI's taxonomy places the organism in Eukaryota, Metazoa, Chordata, Actinopteri, Cypriniformes, Danionidae. The coding region runs from base 90 to 1862 and encodes 590 amino acids. Gene Ontology annotation, biological process: lipid metabolic process. Gene Ontology annotation, cellular component: membrane.
AGAGAGAGAGAGAGAGAGACCGGCGCAGUUUCUUGUUUCUGACGUGACGCUGACCGGGUUCAGUUAUUCGUUUCUCUUUCGUCUCACUUAUGGGAUCAACACCGACCAGUGUAACCCAGCAGAAGUUGAGCAAACUGAAUGUAGCACGCCAGAUGUUGCUUCAGCGGUACCAGCACCAGCCCUUUGUCUGCUGUUUAGCUGGACUCUACGGCUGCCAGUGGAGAAGUUACCAGCACACACUAACUCAACCUGGACACUGCUGCCGCUCUAAGUGGGAAUGUGGCAGUUUUGCUCUGAUCGUUCUGACCUUUUGUCUCAGUCUGAUUUUCCUGUACUUCUGGAGUGAAGCGCAAAAUGACUACAACGACUUUGACUGGUUUAAUUUUGGAAAUCUGGGCUUCUGGUUUCCAUGGUCUUUAGUUUUGUUGAUUCUUGCUGUUUUUCUGUUCACGUAUGUUGCUGUUCUGCUGCUGCUUGCGGUUUGUCUUCUCUCAGAAGGCCAGAGGUUAUAUUUACACUGGUGUCACAAGAUUGGGAUUUUGGUGACUUUGAUUCUGUCCAUUGUGGCCUCAUCUGUUCUUUCAGAUUUAUGGGGCAGGGAAUGGAUGACUGUACUUUUAUCUUUUCAGGUAACUGCUCCAUAUCUACACAUAGGUGGUGUAGUUUUAAUGACUCUAUUAUCCUGGCCAAUAGCCUUUCAUGUCUUCCGGCUCAAUAUGAAAGUGAGCCGGAUUGCCAUCAUGCUGCCAUAUACGACUGCUAUAUUGACCCUGUACCUGGUUCCUCUGGGUUUGAAAUCCCCCUGCAUUAAAGACAGCAGGAAUCUGGGAUCAGCUCCAGCUUUAAUUGGACACAGGGGAGCACCAAUGCUUGCCCCGGAAAACACCUACAUGUCUUUUGAGAUGGCAUUGGCAGCUGGAGCAGAUGGUCUGGAGACUGAUGUCACUAUUAGUUAUGAUGGAGUUCCUUUUCUCAUGCAUGAUAAGAACCUGCGUAGGACGACUGAUGUGGAAGACGUGUUUCCUAACUGGACACACGUCUCCCCUGCGAUGUUUACAUGGAGAGAGCUGCAGAGUCUCAAUGCUGGAUCCUGGUUCUUUUCUCAAGACCCCUUCAGAACGGCCUCUUCUCUGAGCUCAAGUCAGCAUCUGCAGGCCAAGAAUCAGUCUGUAUGCACACUGAGGGCUUUCCUGGAUCUGGCUGCUCAACAUGGGAAACUUGUGCUCUUUGAUCUGUACCGGCCACCCCAAGGUCACCCUUACAGAGAUACAUGGAUAUCCCAAACCCUGGACGUCAUCCAAAAUCAGUCCUCCAUUCACUCCAGUCAGGUAUUGUGGCUGCCUCCAGAGCUCAGAGAUUUCGUACAAGAACUUGACCCUGAGUUACAGCAGAUAACACAUGAACAAGCACCUGUGGAGGAGCUUCAGUUGAGACGCAUAGCCAGACUCAACAUCCACUACAGCUCCAUGUCAGAGACAGAAAUCAGGAAAUACGCCGCUGCAAACAUCAGCACUAACCUGUACGUGGUCAGCGAGCCGUGGCUGUAUUCUCUUGCCUGGUGUUCAGGAGCUCAUUCUGUCGCAACUAAUGCUGUUCACAUCCUCAAGAAACUGCAAAGGCCGCUCUUUCUCAUGACGCCGGACGAGUACAGGCUCAUGUGGACUCUGACUGACAUUGCUUCCCUUAUUCUAAUCAUGAUGAUCUUUAUGUUUCAUUGGUGGAGGGAGGGAGUUUUGGCUAUCAGUGUGAACAACAGUUCAGAACUUGAAACAGGCUCCUACAGACAGUUCAGGACAGAGCUGAACGAUGUGUGGUUUUUAUCCAACAUGAGCGCCUCUGAGAAGCAGGAACUGUCUCUCUGAAGUGCCAGAUGUUCAUAUCUAACCUGCAUGUUUAACAAAUCUCUAACUGACGUUCAGUUAAACUGCUGUAAACCACAGUUCAAGUGGUGCCCUAAAGCUACUGUUAUUUUUAUAACCUGUGCUUUUGUUCUAUGAGCUGCCUCACGCCAUAAAUGCUCAAUUCUAGAGACUUUAUAUUGUCAUUUCUCCAGUCUCAGGUUUCAUCAGUGCUGCAUUAAAGGUUUCCAUUUCAGGCAUGAA